CCCAGCAGAAGGAUGAAAACAUGAGGAGAGCUGUCCUACUUAUAUCUGCUGAGGGAGUGAUUCAUCGGGCUAACCUGCAGAACGGGUUGCCGCAGGCUUUUGGACUUGCCCACACUUAUCGCGCGCUCCUCCAGACACAGAGUAUCAGUGACAUAAGGCCCCUGGGCUGAGCUCUUUCUUCACACGCAGCUGGGAGACUGGUGAAGCUCUGAUACCUGAGAGAAAUAUUACCGUCUUUUGACUUGUCAACACCUUUUUCAGAAGAAAGAGAAAUUAAAGUGAAAGCCAUCAUUCAGCAAGAUCAGUCACAGCACAGAGUGCAACCACCUGCAGCCUACCCCUACAUGCAGUCACUAUAUGCCUAAUUUGUCUGAAAUUGGGUCAUUCGCCACCAGAGGAAGAGCUCAACUAGAACACUGGCAUUGAUUCUGUGAACAGACAAUAAGGUGUUAUAUUAAAAACAUGGAUGACGGGACUUCAGAUUAUGAUUACAACACAACAAUAGAUGAUGAAGAGGAACUGCUCUGUAACCUCGACCCUAGCCCCGCUGAGGUCAUCACCCAGACUUACAUCAACUCCAUCAUCUGUGCCUUCGGCCUGAUCGGCAACGCUCUUGUAAUCGUCACCUACAUAUUCUACAAGAGAACCAAGACGAUGACAGAUGUCUAUCUUGUCAAUGUGGCUGUAGCUGACCUGAUCUUUGUGGUGGCCCUCCCAUUUAUCAUAUACAAUGAGCAGUAUAAUUGGUUAAUGGGUCCUGUGGUUUGUAAGAUGCUACGGUCAGCCUACAGUAUCAACCUCUACAGCGGCAUGCUCCUGCUUGCGUGCAUUAGUGGUGAUCGUUACAUUGCUAUAGUUCAGGCAAGGAGAUCCUUUGGGACUCGCACUCGUGCUCUGAUCUACAGCCGCCUCCUCUGCUCUGCCGUUUGGGUGUUUGCAGUGGCUUUAACUCUGCCCACACUCAUCUACACUGAGCGCUUUGAAGACCCGAAUCCGCUGAAUGAGCCUGUCACUGUGACGUGUGCACUGUCUUUCAGCAAGAAUGAAACAGCAAUGCUAGUUAAGGUGCUGGUUCCAAGCCUUCAAAUGGGCAUUGGCUUCCUGCUGCCUCUGUUGGUGAUGGUGUUCUGCUAUUCCAGCAUCGUGUGCACUUUACUGAGAGCACAGAGCAGCCAGAGGCACAAGGCUGUCCGUGUGGUUUUGGUGGUUGUUGUGGUUUUCAUUGUGUGCCACCUUCCCUACAAUGUGGCUCUGCUGAAAUACACACUGUCUCUUUUUAAGGAGAAGCAUUGUGAGGCAGGAAAGCUUCAACUCAGAGUUCUGGCCAUUUCCAGGGGCAUAGCCUACCUCCACUGCUGUCUAAAUCCCAUCCUCUACGCCUUCAUCGGGGUGAAAUUCAGGAGCCACUUCCGGCAAAUACUAUUGGACCUAUGGUGCUUUAGCAAAAAGUACAUCUACUCUACUCGCUCAUCACGUGGAACAUCUGAUAUCUGCAUCUCGGGCUUCAAGUCUUCAGAUGGAUCACACAACAUGUCAUCAUUCAGCGUGUGACACUUCUAAAGUGCAGCCUUCUAAAGGAGAUAAUUAACAAGGUAAUGCUACAGGAGCCCCCCAUCUCUCCAAACUGUUACUUUACUGUAGCUGUAAGCAGAGAUAAAAAAAAUAUCUGAACAAAAUGUAAAGUAUACAUGCAGUGAAUUUGAAAUUUACUGAAUCUUAAGCAAGUUACCUUCAAUAUAAUACAAUAUUGUGGGAUCUUGUUUUAAGUUCUAAAAGGCAUAGAUUUGACAGUUAGUCACUUAUGUGAAAUAAAUGUUAUUUGCGUUUAUAAAGUAAAAUAAAAAAUAAUGUGUAGAAAAAAAACUGGAUGGAUGAUUAAGUCAUUAACCACAGAAAGAGUAUUUGUUCUCUGUUAAAACAUAAAAAAAAAAAAAAACAACCACAAAAAAAAAAAAAAAACAGUAGCAUAGCAUAGCCAUAGCAAUAUUGUUUAUCACUGACUCAGGUAUAUAAUAUUACAAUUCAAAUUAUUUUUUGAUUUUUCUUGGUUUGUUUGUUUGUUUUGUUUUAAUUCAACAUUUAGUCAGGUCCUCUUUGUUGAAUGGGUUAUAGAUUCAAGCAAAUCCAAAUGUUAAAGUCCAUUUCACUGCUGCCGGCAUUAUUCUCUUUGUAUCCAGCAACUGUAUUAUAUGUAAUAUGUAAUAAUAUUACAGUUGGUUUUGUUGCUUUUAUUUAUCUUAAAAGAUAUAACUGGAGUGACUGGUGUAAGGCUGGUCAGCAACUUUGUGUUUUCUUGAAUUUUUAUGUAUAUGAUGUUGAAUGUGUCUGCUCAUUUUUAGAAAAAGAUAAGAAGUUCCUAAGUCUUAUCUUGCCAUACUUUCAUUUCAAUCUCUACAAUUUUAUUCUAGUCAUAUAUUGUAUAUCUACCAAAUAAGCAUAUUGUGUUAUACAUUUAUAAAGUUUUUACAUUUUGUGUUUUGAAAAUUGAUUGUACUGUUCCAUUAUAUUGUCUGAAUAAAUAGUGUGUGUUAA
Messenger RNA from Lates calcarifer (barramundi perch), 2532 nucleotides. RefSeq names its product chemokine (C-C motif) receptor 6b (gene ccr6b). The transcript has 4 exons. Gene Ontology annotation, cellular component: membrane. Gene Ontology annotation, biological process: G protein-coupled receptor signaling pathway; chemotaxis; immune response. Lineage: Eukaryota; Metazoa; Chordata; Actinopteri; Centropomidae. Bases 463 to 1551 code for a protein of 362 amino acids. Gene Ontology annotation, molecular function: chemokine receptor activity. The record is from RefSeq and is a predicted model, not a curated record.